UCGCUCACACGUUCAUGUCUGCAGGGAGUUGCAGUGUCUUCGUGUCUCCAUGUGAAGAUCCUGCAGGUUCACAUCGACUGAACCAGAACCAGAACCAGAACCAGAGCCAGAACCUUCCUGAGCUGCGGUUCUUCUGUUGCCGUUUGCUUCGGCACAAACAUCAAUAAAUGAUCAUAAAAAUGUUUCUCAGUUCAGGAAGUUCCUGGAAUCUGAAUCCUCUUCCUGCUGGCGCCUCCGUGUCGGCUCCUCCCUGCCUGACGCAGCUCCGCCUCCAGCAGGAGGAUUGCAGGCAGACGGAGACGGACGCAGCAGAGGACAGAUCAGAGGACAGAGGACAGGAUCUUCAUCUUCAUCAUCUUCAUCAUGGACGCUUUGAGGAAGGGAUUCUCCAUGGCCAAGGACGGCGUGGCCGCCGCCGCUGAGAAGACGAAGGCCGGCGUGGGCGAGGCCGCCACCAAGACCAAGGACGGGGUCAUGUAUGUGGGAAACAAGACGAUGGAGGGAGUGGUGACGAGCGUGAACACAGUUGCUCAGAAAUCCACCGAACAGGCCAACGUUGUUGCCGACACUGCGGUUACCGGGGCCAACGAGGUUGCCCAGGCGACUGUGGAGGGCGUGGAGAACGCGGCGCUGGCGAGCGGAUUGGUCAAAACGACUGGAGUCCCUAAAGCAGCAGAUCAGCCUGAACCUGCAGCUCAGUAGACUCAGCAUGCGGCCGUCUCAGAGGAGAGAAGAAGAAACUCAAAGCUAACCUGCUGCUCAGCCUCCUCUGGUCGUUAACCUCAUUAACCAAUCAGGAGCUCUGACUGCCUUGUUGCCAUGGUUACAUGGUUCCCCUCCUUGUUAUGCUGGAUGAUUUAACACUCAGGUCAUGUGCUUUCGUGCUUUCAGCUGAUUGGCUCAUUGGAGUAGAUGUGUUCAACUCCUGCUGCUCACCUGUACCGUUUACCUGUAAGCCCCGCCCCCUGAUCCAGCUCCACUAAUGCAUGAAGCUUCACCAAAACAGAAACAGAUGACUGAUGGAGUUUACUCUGAUUCAGGCUCCGCUGGUUGAGUCUUUUAUAAACUACAAGAAAUAAAGAGCUUAAAAUCCA
Messenger RNA from Poecilia latipinna (sailfin molly), 1094 nucleotides. RefSeq names its product synuclein-like. The record is from RefSeq and is a predicted model, not a curated record. Gene Ontology annotation, molecular function: cuprous ion binding. Gene Ontology annotation, cellular component: cytoplasm; neuronal cell body; axon terminus. The transcript is spliced from 5 exons. Gene Ontology annotation, biological process: synaptic vesicle endocytosis; synapse organization; chemical synaptic transmission. The coding region runs from base 364 to 702 and encodes 112 amino acids. Lineage: Eukaryota; Metazoa; Chordata; Actinopteri; Cyprinodontiformes; Poeciliidae.